Molecule: messenger RNA, 771 nt
Organism: Ostertagia ostertagi
Lineage: Eukaryota; Metazoa; Nematoda; Chromadorea; Rhabditida; Trichostrongylidae
Source: the annotation of a GenBank genome assembly
AUGGUAGCGUCUGCGCAAGCCGAGAAACAUCGAAUUGAAAACGAGUGCGCGGAAGACGAAGACGUUGAGUUCUUCCAAGAUGUGGAGCAGUUGCAAAACCACGGAAUCAAUAUGGCCGAUAUCAAGAAACUGCAAACUGUCGGAAUUUGUACGGUGAAGGGUGUAAUGAUGACGACAAAGAAGCGACUGGCAGAAAUCAAGGGGCUUUCGGAGGCAAAAGUAGAUAAAAUAAAGGAAGCCGCAUGCAAAAUAAUGAAAAGCGGAUUUAUCACUGCCCUUGAAGUCUGCGCGAGACGCAAGCAGUGCUUCAAAAUUACCACAGGGAGUUCGGAAUUCGACAAACUGCUCGGUGGCGGAAUUGAAAGCCAAAGUAUCACUGAGGUUUUUGGAGAGUUUCGCACGGGAAAAACUCAGCUAUCUCAUACCUUGUGUGCCACUUGCCAGCUGCCGAACGGAAGCUAUCGCGGUGGGAAAGUUAUAUUCAUUGACACUGAAAACACAUUCCGUCCCGAACGUCUGCGCCCAAUCUGCGACAGGUUCAAUAUUGAUCAGGAAGCGAUGCUCGAAAAUGUAUUGUAUGCAAGGGCCUUCACUUCAGACCAUCAGAUGGAGUUGCUGGAUUACGUAGCUGCGAAGUUUCACGAGGAGAUGGGUGUCUUCAAACUACUAAUUGUGGACUCAAUAAUGGCGCUUUUCAGGGUUGACUAUUCUGGCAGAGGCGAAUUAGCUGAAAGGCAGCAAAAACUAGCUCAAAUGAUGAGUAGACUGCAG